Molecule: messenger RNA, 1433 nt
Organism: Rhododendron vialii
Lineage: Eukaryota; Viridiplantae; Streptophyta; Magnoliopsida; Ericales; Ericaceae
Exons: 9
Coding region: 88-1212 (374 amino acids)
Biological process (GO): regulation of gene expression
Cellular component (GO): cytoplasm; nucleus
Molecular function (GO): mRNA binding
Source: RefSeq, a predicted model, not a curated record
AGAUUCUUAAGCCAAAAAAGAGAGGGAGAGAGAGACCAAAGACAGAAGAUUCUCUCUCAUCGCGCUCUCUCUCUCUCUAUAACAACCAUGGCCGAACCCCACGAAACACCGACCGACCCCGCGCCACCACCGGCGGCGGAAGGAAACCCUAACAAGCGCCCCCGAGAAGACGACGGCGGUGAUGAUGAGACUCCGUGGGGAGAAGCUCCGUCGCCGAAGCGGCGGAUCAAGUCGGCGGCUGACGUUCUGUACAGGAUAGUGGUCCCGUCGAGGCAAAUCGGGAAGGUGAUAGGGAAAAGAGGGGCUCGAAUCCAGAGUAUUAGGGAAGAGACCAAAGCCACCAUCAAAGUCGCCGACGCCGUCGCGCGACAUGAAGAGCGCGUAAUUAUUAUAAGCUCAAAGGACAGUGACAACACAAUAUCUGAUGCAGAAAAGGCCCUCUAUCUUAUAGCAAGUUUGAUCCUCAAGGAUGAUGAAGGCAAUCUAGAGGCCCUCAAAGUUGGCGCUGGGCAUGUGGCCUCAAAUACUAUAAGGCUUUUGAUAGCUGGUUCUCAAGCAGGUGGUAUGAUUGGAACGUCAGGUCAAAACAUUGUGAACCUAAGAAAUUCCUCUGGUGCCACAAUAACAGUACUUGCUCAAAAUCAGAUCCCUUUAUAUGCUUCUGCCCAUGAGUCUGAUCGAGUGGUGCAGAUAUCAGGGGAUGUUUCUGCAGUAAUGAAGGCUUUGGAGGAGAUAGGAAGCCAACUAAGGGACAAUCCACCUAAACAAGCAAUUGCCCUAAUUCCAACAUCUAAUCGUGGCUUAAACCGAACACCUCAACAUUAUGUGGACCCAACUUCGGCUGAUUAUAUGACUCUGGAGAUGCUGGUUUCGGAAACGAUGGUCGGUGGCUUGAUAGGGAGAUGUGGUUCGAACAUAUCAAAGAUCAGAACUGAGUCUGGAGCGGCAAUCAAGGUUCAUGGUGGGAAAGGUGAGCAUAAUCAUAGGCAAAUCCACAUUGGUGGUAGCGCUCAACAGGUAGCACUGGCAAAGCAGAGAAUUGACGAAUACGUAUAUUCCCAGUUCAUUCAACAAGUUGGUGCUCAACAGUUGAUUGAUCCUGCAUCUGGAUUGAUGAACACCGCCCUCGCUCCUUUCUUCCCAUCCACGACUCCCACAAAUCAAGUUCCUGCUUAUCCUCCUGGUCUGCCUUACUAUGCUCCACCAAUGUAGCUAUAUUAACCGGCCAAUUUUUGUGAGGCUUAUGGUUAUUAGGGUUUGGAAAAUAUGUAUCUACGAAGCACCACUAUCGUUUGCUGAUUGGCACCGCGUGUUUUAGAUUUCUUAGUGGAAAGUAUGUGUGCCGUUUUUGCCUAUUGUUUUUUGAGGACGAAAUGUACGUACUCUGUACUUGAAUUUUCUAUGAGAGAUGUCAAGGACUUCUAAUUCUGAAA